This is a messenger RNA of Torulaspora delbrueckii, 3063 nucleotides long. RefSeq names its product AAA family ATPase peroxin 6 (gene PEX6). Gene Ontology annotation, cellular component: cytosol; peroxisomal membrane. Lineage: Eukaryota; Fungi; Ascomycota; Saccharomycetes; Saccharomycetales; Saccharomycetaceae. The transcript has a single exon. The record is from RefSeq and is a predicted model, not a curated record. Gene Ontology annotation, molecular function: ATP hydrolysis activity; ATP binding. Bases 1 to 3063 code for a protein of 1020 amino acids. Gene Ontology annotation, biological process: protein import into peroxisome matrix.
AUGAAGGUAGGCCUGCAAUUUAACUUUCUACCACGAUGCAAUUCCUGUGAGGUCUCUCUGAACAUUUGGGAAGAGUGGAAAGGACACAAGGGUCCCCGUUACGCUUCCAUUCGAUUGCAAUCUUAUGAUUCACCAGUACCGAAGGCCAUCAUAUCAGAAUGUACUCUAAAUGAAUCGUUAGCAUUUGAUAGUAUUAAGGUGGCUGCAAAGCUAUAUAAUGUGAGCCCAGUGGGUCCUACAGCUAGUCAAUGUGAAUUGGAGAUUUUGAAGCAGAAGCUACCUGUGUUCAAAAGUGUCACCAUGCUGUUGAAAGCACCAUUAUACACGAAACUAAUGCAAUUGCCUCACCCAAGUCAUAGGGUAGAGUUUCUAGAAUUGAAAUAUGGACUUCACCACCGCGAAACAGUGAUUUACGAUGGGUACGUCGUUGAACCCUCAUGGUGUAGAGUCUCAUACUGUGGUCCAUAUAGUGAAGGUCUAAUAGACUUCAAAGAGACUCAAGUUGUAUUUGUCAAAGAUGAUCGGGACAUUCUGGUCGAGAAAGUGGUAAGUGACCAUUUUGAUGAGAUUUUAAAACUAACCGAAGCUAGUCACUCAAGCGUUAAACUGUCGGCAUUACAAAAUUCAGUUCCAUUGGAUCUUAUUUCUCCUACUACUGCAAUGAAUGAUGAUGAUUCAACUUUUGUCUUCGCUGAUUUCCGAACGUUACUCUUUUUAGGUGUGACAAGUGGUUCCUUCAUAAGGAUAUCGAACGAGCAUAUUUCAAGAGUUGUCAAGGUGUUUAUUUUAAAUGCUCCACACAAUUUCGAGAGCUUUACUAUUUACGCCUCACCAAGAAUAAUCGCUAGCUUUCCCGAGGAUACGGAGAUUAGCGCUUCAAAGCAUCCAGUAGAUGAAUUCCAGCUGCCCACAGCCUUCUCGGUCUCCCUUGCUAGGGUCGGCAGUUGGAAUCAAGCUCAAAAGAUAUACCAGAAUAUUAUUCUCCAUAAUCUCAAGAACUUUUUUACAUCUAAACGGAGGGUGCUUCAUGUCGGCGAUAUGAUCCCAAUCUCUUUUGACUCAAAUCUGGCUACUUUGUAUACCGAAGAGUUCGGUUUUGAGCAGUUGAUUGAAGAGCACGAUUCACUUGUGUGGUUUUAUGUUGAGAGUGUGCAGAUAAACGAAACAGAUGAGAUUAGCCCAGAGACUGAAUUUUUUAUCGACCCAGAGAAGACAAAGUUGAUCACGGCUAAUGUUGUUAUGAAGGAUCCGUUGAAAUUAACUCGCUGCGAUUACAUAUCCUUUUAUGGUCUGGAUCCUGUCUUUGUCUACAAUUUGAACAAGUUUCCAUACGCCAAAAAAUUAAUUGAUAUCCUUAACGCCUCGACCAGGUGUGAAUCAAAAGGAAUUGCUGUCAGCACUACAAUACUGCUUUACUCGACAAGUCCGAAUACCGGGAAGUCAACUUUGGUAAGAUUUGCUGCCUUACAAUUGGGGUUUAAUCUACUUCAUGUAGACUGUAUGUCUCUGACUACCAAUGCAGGAUCGCAGGACGCUACCGCAAAGAUAGUUGGGUACUUGAGAGGCAAAAUCGAAAGUGUUUUAUCACAUGCGAGCCCUGCAAUCAUCUAUCUAUCACAUCUUGAUGUGCUAUUAGCAAAGACAGAUCAAAAUCAAGAUCCAGAAGGAUCAAGAGCACCUAGAAGCAUGGAUUUGGAGGUUUCCAAGCUCAUUGAAGAUUUUACAGUUGAAUACAAAGGGACUGUGUUUAUCGGGUCUGCUACAGAAAUUGAUAAUAUCUCCACAAGUGUUAGAAAUCAUAUCAAGUUCGAAUUGGAGGUUCAAGUACCAGAUGAAAUACAAAGAGGAGCUUUCUUUCAGUGGUUUUUGUCAUGUUCCAUCCUAAACAGAGGUCUAAAAAACUCUUAUAGGCGCUAUGCUGUCAAGAGCGAUGUGUCAUUAUCCAAACUUUCCUUACAAUCCGCAGGGCUGAGUCCACUUGACAUCCGAACUAUUGUGGAGACGGCCAAAUACAAUUGUGCUAAACGUUAUGUUGAUGGUAAUCAAUGGGCAAGCAGCGCAUACUCUAUAACAAUGGCAGAUUUGAAUUCAGCCAUUAGUAAAGCUAGGGACGACUUCUCUGUAUCCAUAGGGGCUCCAAAAAUACCGAACGUUACUUGGGAUGAUAUAGGGGGCAUGGAUCAAGUGAAGGGAGAGAUCAUGGAUACUAUCGACAUGCCUUUAAAGCAUCCAGAGCUUUUUGCAUCAGGUAUGAAGAAAAGAAGUGGUGUUCUAUUUUAUGGGCCACCAGGAACUGGCAAGACAUUAAUGGCAAAAGCAAUCGCCACCAAUUUCUCUCUCAAUUUCUUCAGUGUUAAAGGGCCCGAGCUUUUGAACAUGUAUAUCGGUGAAUCUGAAGCAAACGUUCGUCGUGUCUUCCAAAAAGCCAGAGAUGCAAAGCCAUGUGUCAUAUUUUUUGACGAAUUAGAUUCGGUUGCUCCUAAAAGAGGUAAUCAAGGUGACUCCGGUGGUGUUAUGGAUCGUAUUGUGUCACAGCUGCUAGCUGAGUUGGACGGGAUGGGAUCAAGUGGUGACGGGGUAUUUGUUAUUGGGGCAACAAAUCGGCCCGAUCUUUUGGAUGAGGCGCUCCUGAGACCAGGAAGAUUUGAUAAGCUUCUCUAUCUCGGCAUAUCGGACACGAACGAGAAGCAACACAACAUUAUAUCAGCAUUAACCAGAAAGUUCAACUUAGAGAGUGACGUGAACCUAAUGAAAUUAGCAGAAAAAUGUCCCUUCAACUACACAGGUGCAGACUUCUACGCAUUGUGCUCUGAUGCAAUGUUGAACGCAAUGACCCGAACAGCUGGUGAAAUCGAUGUUAAGGUCGAAGAGUACAAUAAGCUUACUCGACUAGAUCUAUCCGUAACGCACUGGUUCGAUAAAGUGGCUACAGCAAAAGACACUGAGGUUACUGUUAAAAUGGAGGAUUUUCUAAAGGCACAACAAGAGAUGGCACCCAGUGUCUCCGAAGAAGAGUUGAGACACUAUUUGAGAGUAAAAGCCAAUUUCGAGAACGCUGCAUAA